CCCAGGGAUUCCGGGAAACGUAGUUCAACGGCGUCCCGCGGCUUGCUGCGCAGGCUCAGUGCUAGGUUUCUGUCCCGUUCUAAGUGCAGAUUGUUGUCUCCGCGCCGGUUUGUGAGGAGUUCCCGCCCAGGGUCUGGCGCUGGGGAGGAGGGUUUAAUCCCGGUCUGUAACCCGGGGCGUGCAGCAGCGUCAGGGGGUCGGUGUCCAGGGUGGUGGUGGGUCAGUGAGGGGACAGCGCCCCCGGGCUUGUGAGGGACUGUCCCAGGGACAGGGUCAAUCGUAGCCGUCGCGCCGGCAGAUCCUGCACACAGCACUCUGCCCACUACCAAGCAGUGGUCAUGUCUGCCGCCGGCAGCGUCCCUCAAGAUGUGGACUCUGAUGACUGCCUACUGAACUACUACUACAUUUUUAGCCCUGAUAUCCUAAAGAACAAAGUUGCCUUCAUCACAGGAGGAGGAUCGGGCAUCGGAUUCCGAAUCGCAGAGAUCCUGAUGAGACAUGGAUGUCAGACUGUAAUUGCCAGCAGGAGCUUGGAGCGAGUGCAGGCAUCUGCUGCAAAGCUUCGUGCAGCCACUGGGCAGCGCUGUCUCCCAGCGUCAGCGGACGUCAGGAGGCCGGAGACCAUCGUUGCUGCCGUGGACGCAGCGCUGCAGGAGUUUGGCAAAGUCGACAUCCUCAUCAACAGUGCUGCAGGGAACUUCCUCUGUCCGGCCAGUGGACUAUCAUUCAAUGCUUUCAAAACCGUCCUGGAGAUCGACACCAUGGGAACCUUCAACACCAGCAAAAUCUUGUACCAGAAGUGGUUGAAGGACCACGGCGGCGUUAUUGUGAACAUCACGGCUACACUGAGCUACAGGGGGCAGAUCCUACAGGUCCACGCUGGCUCUGCCAAGGCUGCUAUAGAUGCAAUGACAAAGCACCUAGCGGUGGAAUGGGGACCUGACAACAUCCGCGUAAACAGUCUGGCACCCGGCCCUGUUUCUGGCACUGAAGGUUUUCGAAAAUUGGGUGGUUUGGCAAGGGCUGCAGCAGAUCACUAUAAACUGAUUCCGCUGCAGAGAGUGGGGACAAAGACGGAAAUAGCCCACGGCGUGCUGUACCUUGUGAGCCCGGCUGCAUCGUACGUGACUGGCACAUCGCUCGUGAUCGACGGUGGGCAUUGGCUUAGCGGAGCCAACAACAUGUCGGUCAUGCUGGGGCUCCUGCAAACGUCAGCCAAGCUGUGAACCCAAAGGUGAAACACCAAUGUGUUUCCAUGUUCUGAUACCAUCUCAAAUGCAUCACAGUGCUAAGCAAGGCACGUGCACACACCCACUCACCGAGAGCAGUCGAUGUAGCCCAGUCCACCAUAUAAACCAGGCGGGCCCCCGAUCCCCCAUCGACCAUCUAUGCUUCCUGCUACCUCGGGAAAGCAGCCGACGUAAUUAAGGAUCACUUGCACCCGAGUCAUUCCCUCUUGUUCCCUCUCCCGUCGGGCAGAAGAUAUAAAGCCCUUGAAAGCAUGUACCACCAGAUUCAAGAACCGCUUCUUCCCCUACUAAUCAGAACUUUCGUAAGCUAUGGGUGUCAUCCUGAUCUCCCAAUCUACCUUAUUACAGCCCUUGCACUUUUUUGUAAUUUCACUUUCUCUGUAGCCAUGACACUAUUAUGCACUCUUCUCUGUUUAUCGCAAACUACCUGUUGUACUUGUGUAUGGUUUGAUUGUACUCAUGUGUGGUAUGAUUUUCCUGGAUAGUACACAGAAAGCUUUUCACUGUAUCUGAUAACACCUGACAAUAAUAAACCAAUAGUAAUAUCAAUGCCACCCUGAUGCAGAGCUGUCACCCUUUGCUCUCGAGCAACCGGUUACUGGUCCUGAAGCCUCGUGCCAUUUGUUCUACCUUCGGAAAUGUUUCACCAGGUAUCAGCUGAUCAUCAGCCGGUAAACAAUUGGGAGUCCCUGCAACAACCUCGUGUGUCAGCAUGUUGGAGCAUCCUGUGCCAAUCAGUGCUAACUCUGGCCAACCGUCUAUAAAACAAUUCUCCAACUGCAA
Messenger RNA from Amblyraja radiata (thorny skate), 2033 nucleotides. It is a transcript of the gene decr2, whose product is annotated as 2,4-dienoyl CoA reductase 2, peroxisomal. The transcript has 8 exons. Bases 339 to 1226 code for a protein of 295 amino acids. NCBI's taxonomy places the organism in Eukaryota, Metazoa, Chordata, Chondrichthyes, Rajiformes, Rajidae. Gene Ontology annotation, molecular function: 2,4-dienoyl-CoA reductase (NADPH) activity. Gene Ontology annotation, cellular component: peroxisome. Gene Ontology annotation, biological process: fatty acid catabolic process. The record is from RefSeq and is a predicted model, not a curated record.